Molecule: messenger RNA, 705 nt
Organism: Bacillus rossius redtenbacheri
Lineage: Eukaryota; Metazoa; Arthropoda; Insecta; Phasmatodea; Bacillidae
Gene: RpS30
Product: ubiquitin-like FUBI-ribosomal protein eS30 fusion protein
Exons: 4
Coding region: 137-529 (130 amino acids)
Biological process (GO): translation
Cellular component (GO): cytosolic small ribosomal subunit; ribosome
Molecular function (GO): structural constituent of ribosome
Source: RefSeq, a predicted model, not a curated record
GUCUCACGGUAACGUGAGUUGCUACUCUCUUUACUGUUCUGUGCUGUUCUUUCUUUGAUGAUUAUCUGCGUUUUGAGUUCGUGUUUUUUCUGACUAAAUUGUAAAGUAUCUAAAUAAAUUUAGGAGAGGCUUCAAAAUGCAGUUAAUUGUACGUGGACAGGUGAAUCACGUGUUGGAGUGUGAUGGCAAAGAAACUAUUGCCGAAAUCAAGGAGCGGCUGGCCGCGCUGGAGCAGGCGUCCUCGGAGGAGAUGAUCCUGUACUGCGGGGGCAGCCCCUUGGGCGAGGAGGCGCUGGUGUCCGGCCUGCAGGCCCUCAGCCUGGACCUCAGCGUGGCCCUGAAGGGGGGCAAGGUGCACGGCUCGCUGGCCCGCGCCGGCAAGGUCAAGGGGCAGACACCCAAGGUGGAAAAGCAAGAUAAGAAAAAGAAGAAGACUGGGCGUGCUAAGCGUCGCAUACAGUACAACCGCCGUUUCGUGAAUGUUGUCCAGGGCUUUGGUAGGAGGCGAGGCCCCAACGCCAACUCGUAAUGUGUUUCAUUUGCAAGGGCAUGCUCAACGCAGCAAAACUAAUUAUUGUUAUUCUAAAGUGAAAAUCUUAAAACUGCAUUUCUUCUUUGGCAUAGUGAGAGGUUUUGACUGGACUUGUAUUUGAAAAACAUAUAAUUUUGCUGUGUUGGCUAAUAAAAACUUCUUGUGAAAUUGUU